This is a messenger RNA of Radiomyces spectabilis, 1374 nucleotides long. RefSeq lists its product as uncharacterized. The transcript has 5 exons. The record is from RefSeq and is a predicted model, not a curated record. Gene Ontology annotation, molecular function: RNA binding. Bases 13 to 1155 code for a protein of 380 amino acids. Lineage: Eukaryota; Fungi; Mucoromycota; Mucoromycetes; Mucorales; Radiomycetaceae.
UAUUCAUACACCAUGAAAAAGAAAUCGGCACCUGGUUUACUUGCUGAUGUUUUGCUCGGCGAGAAAUCGGCCAGCGUAAACAAUGAACUUGAUGCGCUGUUCAAGAACAGUGCCGGUCCAAGUAGCGUCACGAUCCAUUCGACCGUUCCAAAGAAACCCGUUGACUUGACCGAGAAACAAGCGAAAAUGCAGGCUCAUAAAGAACUGGAAGCCAUUAAGAAGGCGCAAGCCUUGGGUGAGGCCAUGUCAAGAAAGAGAAAAGCCGAUGCCAUGGACGACGAAACCGAUGCAUCAAAUAAGAAAUCCCCGGAACAGAUCAAGGCCGAGGAACAGGAAAAGGAGCAACGUACAGUUUUUGUUGGCAACUUGUCGGUGAAAUGCAUUGAAAAGGCUGGCUACAAGGCCCUGAAAGCCAAGUUUCAAGAAUGUGGUACGAUUCAGUCCAUUCGUUUCCGCUCGGUGGCAUUAGCCAUUCCGAUGAACCGUAAAGCAGCAUUUCUCUCGGGAAAGAUCCAUUCUAGCCGUGACGUAUUGAACGCCUACAUUGUAUAUAAAGAGAAGGAAGCAGUCAAUAAGGCAGUAGCUAUGAAUGGUCAAAUCUUUAUGGAGAAGCAUUUGCGUGUCGACAGCGUUGCAGCACCCAAGCCUCAUGAUCGAAAGAGAUCCGUUUUCUUGGGUUCAUUACCGUUUGACGUUCAAGAAGAAGAAUUGUGGGCGUUUUUCAAGGAUUGUGGCGAGGUUGAAAGCGUACGCGUUGUUCGUGAUAAAAGCACGAAUAUCGGUAAAGGCAUCGGUUACGUUCAGUUUGUGGACCGCGAUUCUGUCGAUACCGCGCUGGCGCUGGAGGAUAAGCAAUUCCGAGAGAAGCACAAGAUCCGUAUUCAGCGCUGUAAAUUAUCAGUAUCGGAAGGUGGCCAACCGUCGGCUCCCCCGAAACAAAACAAAAAACAAAAGACUUCCGGUAAAGACAACCGCAAGGGUGGCAAGCCCCAAGGCGCAAGAGGUGCGAAAGGGGCUGGAAAGGGUGGAAAACCGUUACCAGGUUUGAAGCGAUUUGAAGGAACUCGUGCGACCAGAGAUACCGGCAAGAAAUUCAAAUUACAAAAAACCAGCAGCAAGAAUAACGCCGAACGACGCAUCAAGAACAAACACUAGACAAAAAAAAAAUUGAAUCCUUAUGGGGUGGCCGAUUCGAUUCCAUUGCUCACAUCAUACUCUUUCUCAUUGUAAUGUACGGCCUGUACAAUACUUUGCUCAUUCUUUUUUUUUUUUUUUUUUUUAAUCUCCAGUAAUCUCCAGCUCAUUUUUACAAUAUUCCAUAAAAUCAUAGCAGAAGUUUCCAUGUCACAUUAGACAUUACUUGCACAUUCUUUG